CAUCAUAAACAUAUCAACAAGAAGAAGAUAGAAAUCCCCUCUCUCUCUUUGUGUCUUCGUUCUUUCUUUUCAGCUGAAGAUCUUCCUUGCUUUCGGUGCGUCCAAAAGCAAAUUCAAAAGCUGAAAGUUUCAGUCACUUCUCUCUCUCUCUCCUCUGUAUUUUCAGUGUCCUUUUAUUUUUACCUCUGUAAUCUCUGUCACUAAACCCACCCCAAAUCCCCCACUUAUUUACGUUCUUUUUCGCUUCGUUAAAUCAUCCUUUUCCUUUUCUCCCACCCUUUUUUCUGGUUCUCUCACGAAGUAAACCUCCUUCUUAAGUUGUUGUUUUUUUUUUCCUCGAACAUCCAUUUUUGGUUGCUUCUUCCACAAGAUCUUAUCCAAUUCUGCUUACAAAUUAAGCUGUUAGAAGAACAAAAGAAAAGAAAAAAAUUCCCAGAAUUUUAUGGCCGAAAACGGUUUCUCUGGCUUCAAAUAUAGGUUCGAGGCUUUGUAGAUUUCAGCUCGAGGAAAAUCAAGGGAAAGGAAAAGAGAAAUAAUCUUUUUGUUAAUGGAUUCAAAUACGAGUCAGAUUCAUGGCUAUAAUCAGCAAACGAAUUCAGGUUUACUGCGAUUCCGGUCGGCUCCGAGCUCGCUGCUGGCGAAUUCUUGCGAAUCGGAGAGGCUUUUUUCGCGGUUCGUGGAUUACAGAAACGACGACUCGGAGUGUCUGAGUGACGACAAUAAGUCGGCGGUGAUGAGUAUGAGCGGCGGCCAAAGGAGUUGUUCUUCUUCUGGGUUGGGGUUGCCUCCUCAUUAUCCUCGCCAGAGCUCCAAUUCGGUGGAAAACCAAAACGGGUCGUCAUUUGGGUUGGUGGUCAAUUCCCAAUCUAGCCUUAUCCGGCAAAGUAGCUCUCCUGCUGGACUUUUCUCCCAAAUCUCUGCCCCUAAUGGCUAUGCAGCCAUAAAGGGUGCCAAUUAUGGUGGACUGGAUGGAGAAGUAAGUCCAUCUACAAACAGAUUGAAGACUCAGAUUAGUUUCUCAUCAAGACUCCCUUCUUCUUUGGGGGUGUUAUCGCAGAUUUCGGAGGUUGGGAGUGAGAAUCUCGGGGCAAGUACCCUUGACGAAGAGAAGCUCGGAAAUGGAAAUGGCGAUGCUCGGUUUUAUGGCACCGGAUUUCCAUUUGGUUCUUGGAACGAGACCUUGAAUUUCACGGACGGCUUUAGUGGCUUAAGAAGAGACCAAGAGAAUAACAGAAAGUUGUGUUCUAGUACUCAGAAUGAAGAUCUUGGAAAUCGAAUUCCUCUAUUGUCCCACCACUUGAGCUUGCCAAAGAAUUCAGCAGAAGUUGCCAUAGAGAAGUUCCUUCAUUUCCAAGAUUCUGUUCCUUGCAAAGUUAGAGCCAAGCGUGGUUGCGCCACUCAUCCUCGAAGCAUUGCAGAAAGGGUGAGAAGAACCCGCAUCAGCGAACGAAUGAGGAAACUGCAAGAACUUGUCCCAAACAUGGACAAGCAAACGAACACGGCGGACAUGUUGGACUUGGCUGUUGAGUAUAUUAAAGACCUUCAAAAACAGUUCAAGACUCUCAGCAAUAAUCGAGCAAACUGCAAGUGUUUAAGUAUGCAGAAGCCAAUCCCAAAUCAAGUUGUGUGAUUUGCUUCCAUAAAGAAGAUAAAGAAUCAGAUGAGUAGUGGAUAGAAACCAGAUUUUCCUUUCUAUUGUGUUCUAAACAUUUAGUAGGAAGUAACAGAAAUGUUACCCUUAAGCUGUUUUGAAGUAGAAGUUUAAAAGAUUUUCCAUUACACCAUCCAAGUCCUGUAAGCUCUAACAAGUGUUGUAUUACAUGAAAUAUGAAAUAAUGGUUCUUUAAAAGAAGAAGAAAAUUCCUAUAGGGGAGAUCCUAAU
Messenger RNA from Morus notabilis, 1882 nucleotides. RefSeq names its product transcription factor bHLH130. The record is from RefSeq and is a predicted model, not a curated record. Gene Ontology annotation, cellular component: nucleus. Gene Ontology annotation, biological process: regulation of transcription by RNA polymerase II. Gene Ontology annotation, molecular function: RNA polymerase II cis-regulatory region sequence-specific DNA binding; protein dimerization activity; DNA-binding transcription factor activity, RNA polymerase II-specific. The transcript has 6 exons. Bases 548 to 1630 code for a protein of 360 amino acids. Lineage: Eukaryota; Viridiplantae; Streptophyta; Magnoliopsida; Rosales; Moraceae.